Messenger RNA from Phytomonas sp. EM1, 3678 nucleotides. NCBI's taxonomy places the organism in Eukaryota, Euglenozoa, Kinetoplastea, Trypanosomatida, Trypanosomatidae. The record is from the annotation of a GenBank genome assembly.
AUGUACCCCUCUCUAAACCCGCACACUACAGUUGGUAGUGAUUCCAUUCGAAAUACUCCCAGCUUGAGUAUGAACAGUAUACAUUUAAAUGCUUACCCUGGUGUCUCAGGUGAACGGGCAACGGAAUUAUACACAAGCCAGCCACUGCAGCAGCCGUCAUCCAACGCAUUCAGGGGGGAUUUUUUCUACUCGGGUAGCACACCCCAAGCAAGUUCUAGUCAUCAUUUGUCUUCGGCAGCUGUUCCUUUUUCAUCAGCAUUUAAUAUCCCUCUUCAGGUCAUCAACAACGCAAACCGGGAUUUUACUGAUGAUUAUGCCUCGAGAUGUGCUUACACGCAUGGAAUUAUACCCCACAGUUAUAGGGAAGGAUACACAACUGCUCUUCAUGCGUACUCUGGGAAUCCUACUUCACAGCCCAUGCACCGUAAGAGCACCUCUGGCGCACCAGCCAUGACGGAGUACAGUCGUGACCACGUUGCCUUGGCCAGACUUUCUUCUGCGUCUUCUCUCUCGACGAGGGCUUCAGCCCCUGGUGAGAAUGGAGCCAGACCGAUUGUCAUCCCCGAGAUGGCAUUGCCCUAUUAUCGUUCCCCUACUGAGUAUUACUCUCCUCACCCCUCCUCACGCAAUAGUCGUAUGGAAGAUGGUGUCUGUGUGGCCUCUGAUAACGUUAUGAUUCCGCCACCGUGUUUGAAAGAUUCCUCAUACCAUGAUCAUCAGUUUGUCGGUGCACGUGUCGGCACUUCUGCCCACCCAACGGCUGCAUCUACUUCCACACAGACACCACCAUUAGCGGUAAUGCCCAACACUACAUUCACAUGGAGAUCUCUUCCUUGUGAUCCAACCGCACCAUCGAUUUCUGGACCUUACACGCAUGGAAUCAAUCCAGUUGCGUCUGCUGGCAUUGAUGAAGCUGCACUUCAUCAAUCUUCUUCUCUACUCGCGCAAUCUUUGCGUUUGGCUUCGACUGAUGAACAUCCAAUGAUACAGCGCAAUCACGAUAAUGACAGUCGUAAAGAUCUGGGGCAUAUGAACCUGCUUUUAAAUGAGAGGGGGAGCUGUGAGCCUCAAGUUAUGCUAGGCAAUACAAAGCAAUACCCUGAAGCAUAUAUUACACAAGAAAGUGAGCUCGCUGAGGAUGAAAGUGUUUUUGCGCGGGUUUCUGCCAUUGAAAGGACUCUCAUGGAGCUGUUGGCGUGGGGCCGAACGGCUUUAUCGUCGCCUUGUCUUUCCUUCCCAAGCCCAUCGGGUUGCACCGGGGAUUGCAAUGUGGAUACUGGCCGAGAUGUCGGGGUGAUAAUCCAGACGCAGGCUGGUCAGGUCGAGAUGGACCUACAGAUCUGUAGUUAUCUGUUGGAGUGUCUCGAAUGUGUUGAGGAGCAGCUUUUGCCACUGGAGGAAAUACUUCAUAAAUUUCUGCAUAAAUACAUUAUCGCUGAUGGCAAUUCAGUCUUAACUAACCACACGGCACCUAUUUCGUCCCCUUUGGGACCUCCAAAGGCGGCUUCACCUCAACUGGUUACCUCUGAGAGGCAGGAAAAGAACGACGUCUCUACCACUUCAGGGGAUAUCGAGUGUGUAGCUGAUAGUCCUUUGGACCCAACUAUUACACCUGUUUCAACAAUCGAAGCGCAUCUUACGGGAGCCACAAGCCUGAAUUCAGCCCCUUGCAUACCGAAAGAACUUUCAAGUCGAUGCGAGCAUAUUCGGCAGCUCCUCUUGGAUGAUAUACUGCUUGGUCAGUUAACUACGCGCUCUUCCUAUGGUGUCUUGAAUUUGUCUAAUGAUGUCGGCAGACUUUCUCACAACAGCUGUAUGAGCUUUGGUGGUGCUGGCCUCUCAACUGUAGAUUCCUUUCACACAUCCCAUGGAGUGAGUGGGGACCAACCUCCUCAUGAGUUCCCGCCGCUGCGACUUAUUAUGAUUCCUGCUGAGUGCAACGACAACGGGAGACAUAGUAUAGUUUCAAAAGCCUCAAACAGGGUAACAGCACUAGGUCCGAUUGGGUGGGAAGCGAAAGCCCAAGAAUCAAACGCAGACCUUCCUAUAGCUGAGAGGCUUUCGGGCAGCGGCGGAAGGGACACUGCAUCAUCGACUGUAACAUUGCUAGCCUCUUCUUCGUGCCGUGGUAGCGAACAACUUAUUGCAGUCGUUGCUACACCCGUGCGGUACGCACAGUAUCAGCUUUUUCUUACUAUAAGCAUGGCUGUUGAUUACCUUAAUCAUGCUCUUCAUCUCGGGCAGCUUCGCAACGAAAAGGAGCUUCAAAAGACAUGUGAAAGGACUCAACUUUCACCCACCGUAGCUAUCAUCAACACCGUACCGAAUGAGGCCCUUUUGCCUGCUCGCAUCAACCUCCAGAAGGACGCCGAAGUGUUCCGCAUGUGGACUAAUCGUGUGGGAACACUCCAGGAUCGGUUACGGCGGAUUAAGGGAAACAUUGACGCUGCAGUGAGGGGGCAUGCGUCGGUGCGGCGGCAGGUACUCGAGAUCCUGAACCAGAGGCUCAACAAUGAGGAACGUGUGCAGAAUGGAGACGAUGACAGUACACACAGAUGCUGUGAUAAUGGGACCCCCGUGGGACCACAUGAGCGAGAAAGUGAAUUAAACAGCCCUGGUGGGUCGACCGUCGCGUUCCGCGAGACAUCUUCUCUCUCCCAACAUGAGAGUAUGUCUUUUGCGAACUCCAACGCUGUUGACGCCACUACUGUCGCGGAAGCCACGAGAAUAUCAUCUGAAGAGGGUCCGCUAUCACAUUCAAUGGCCUCGGGUGAGACCUUUCGGUUACAUAACCUGCCGAGUACUUCUGGUGCACACCAGCCCGUACUUGAUACCAUUUCCUCAGAGCGGCGACCACAGCAGUUACAUCAAGGCGACAAUGACGUAUCUCAUGAGUUCUUAUUGCAAAUGGGGGAUGAAAAAGAAGGCCAACCUACGUGUAACACUAACGGAAAUGGUCUUGAGCAUUGUGCGAAUAAGUUCUUCUAUGAUCAGGCUUCCAAUGUUGAACCUGAUGGGGGUGGACCUAGGGAAAAUACAAGGAAUGCCGUGGAAACGGAGAUUGUCGCUUCAUCUGGGCUCCUUGAAGGGAGUGGCAACAAAACAGACCCAUCCAAUGAUCCUGUGGGUAUAGAAGAACUGUUUAACUCCUAUAACAGUGGACGGAAACAUAGCAGUUGGAGUGAAACGACCUGCCAAGUUGAGGGAGUGACUCCAACUCAUCAGACACUGGUCAGUUUACCACAUGAUACGGACCAUGCAGCAUGCAGCAACCCCGCAGACCUGGUAGCAUUGGAUAGAAGGGAUUCAUCGGAAGGUGGUGAGGAGUGCAAACCUGACAAAGUGUUUCACCAAUGUCAUACUCAUCUCAAUUAUCAUAUAUGUGAAGACAGAAGGAUCUCGAGUCUUAAGAACUCAGAUGAUUACAAAUGGUGUGCGCGGAAAACAUCUCGAGGUGCCUUCUUAUCACUCGCUGAACCACGUGCUCGGGCCAGUUCCGUCUGUCCGAAUGAUAGCAGCGACGAUGACGGCCCUAUUGAAUACAGUUUCCGUAGCCCGAACAACUUGUUUAGAGGGUUUAAGGCCUUCUUGAAAGCGGUUGUGCGGCGUGCAACUAGCUUUGAUAGCGACGACGACGAGUUAAAUGAGAACAGUCGGAAAAGACGAAGAAGAGGGUGA